This is a messenger RNA of Myxocyprinus asiaticus (Chinese sucker), 5618 nucleotides long. Its product is annotated as protein FAM219A-like. NCBI's taxonomy places the organism in Eukaryota, Metazoa, Chordata, Actinopteri, Cypriniformes, Catostomidae. The transcript has 6 exons. Bases 139 to 717 code for a protein of 192 amino acids. The record is from RefSeq and is a predicted model, not a curated record.
ACAGCCAGUUGGCAGAAAACAAGCCGAGAUGAUGCUGGAGAACUGGGCAUCUUUGAGUCGAUUCAGAGUGUGAAUGAAUGCGUUUUUCCAAUAAGGAUAACAUUUUGAACAUCUGUGCUACACUGACGUAUUAUCAAAAUGAUGGAGGAAAUUGACAGAUUUCAAGUGCCACCGGUUAAUCCAGAGAUGAAGCUGCUGGACCCUGCGGCGACAUCCACAUUGGAGGCUGAUUCAAGCACGAGGGAACCGGAGUCAGUCGCUAUCAACUACAAGCCCACCCCACUACAAGUAAAAAUAGAGAAACAUAGAGAGCUGGCAAGGAAGGGGUCGGUGAAGAACGGAACUGUGGCUAUCCCAGUCAAUCAGCAACCCAAGAAAAAUAACGUCAUGGCCAGAACAAGGCUGGUUGUCCCUAAUAAAGGCUAUUCAUCCUUAGACCAGAGUCCAGAUGAGAAGCCUCUUGUAGCAGUGGACACAGACAGUGACGAUGACUUUGAUAUGUCCAGAUAUUCAUCAUCUGGAUAUUCCUCAGCCGAGGUGAGAUCUCUGAGGGACCAGCAAAUAAACCAAGACUUAAACAUCCAGCUGCUGAAAGACGGCUACCGAUUGGACGAAAUCCCAGAUGACGAAGAUCUGGACCUCAUUCCACCCAAAUCUGUCAACCCCACUUGUAUUUGUUGCCAAGCCACUUCCUCCACAGCCUGUCAAAUCCAGUAACCCCUCUUUCCCCUUGAACUCCUCCCACCCUAUUUAAUCCUGUGAGUUAAGCUCACAGUUAGUACUCUCAGCAUAGAUUAACUACUAAAUAACUUAAAUAAACACAAUAGAAUGGGUGUUACAGUUAAUAUAAAAUAGGGAGAAAAUUGUGAAUAAAAAUGCACACAGAAAAUGUUACUUUCAUUGGUUCCUCCUAUGGUAGGAUGUGAGUCUUUGUAUCAUCACUAGAGUGGGCUAGACUUAGGUGUGUAUAGAUGCAUUGAGGUUUGCAUGAAUGCACGGUGCAAAAAAAAAAAAAAAAAAAGGAAGCAGCUGCUAAAAUAUCUUUUAAAAUGGAACAAGAAAACAUUUGAUACUACAGAUUCGUCAAUACCGUACUUUAAGAUCCACCUUUGUUUAGCUUAUGCUUUCUGUUGUUAUUGCGGACACAUUUUUUUCAUUUUCAAAUAAAAGCGAUUGCAGAGUGACGAGGAGAAUGUGGAUCAUUUUGAUUUCUCCAUAUUUUCAAAUGGAUGUAUUAUUAUCAUAUGAGUAGCUCUGUUGCAAACACUAAUAAAAGGGCAUACUCUUGAAAUAUCCAUACAUAAAACAUCUGCUAAGAUACUUACAGCAUAUAUAAUUGUCUUGUCAGGGAAUGUCAUUAAAUAUUAUUAUAUAUUUUUUUACGUUGUUGCUUGUUUUUUGUUGGCUUACACAAUGAACACCAAGCCGCAAUGGUUAUACAUAAAUAAUAAAAUGAGACAUUUCUGAAAGCUUUUUAAUUAGAAUUGUUGUAAUGUAUUAGAAAGGGAAAAAGGCUUGCUUUGAUUACUUAAAGAUUAGUAAUAAAAGGUGCUAUAAGAUACCAUACAUCUCCCAUAGACCCCUGGUAUUAAGAUCACAAGUAUGAACCGAUCACAAGUGGUCAGCACUAAAUACAGGUCUAAACGGGGUAUAAAAUAUUUUGUGAUCAGAUCACAAAAACCACACACGAAGGUAGUCAAUAACGCAUGUGACCGUAGUCAAAAAUGCAUGUGACCAAAUCGCAUUUGAGGUGUAAACGCUAAUCCGUCCUGAAUGUGUCCCAGACAGCAGUGAAGCACCACCCCUCACCUGUCAAUCAACUGCUGUGCUUAAACAAGAGUUUAAACUUCCGGUUAUGAGUGGCUUUAAAAGAAAGUAACCGUCAUAUCGUAAAAUAAAAAAAAAGCGAUACAUACAAUCACGAGAACUUAAAUGUGCUGUAAGUGAUUUUAGCAUUCCGAAGCUUUCACGUGAUUGAGCAGUUGAAUUAGCCACGGACCCACAUUCCAAAACUCCGCCCUCCAAAGAUAAUUUUGUGACCAAAACCAAGCAAAAGAGCUGCAUUGUUUGUUUCUGUGGCUGUCAAAUUCAACAGUGGCACAAUAGCGCCCUCAACUAACAAACAUUAUGAAUCAUAGCCUCAAUGAUCCGCUUCAAAUUCAACACAAUGAGAACGAGCAAAAAUGACUGACAGGUGAAAAGCGUCAAUGUCCAAGGUCCGCAGAUACAUUUCUGUUUGCUGUUUACAAAGUCUAACACGCUGACAUAGUGAUUGAUGUACAGUUGAAGUCAGAAGUUUACAUACACCUUAGCCAAAUACAAUUAAACUCAGUUUUUCACAAUUCCUUACAUUUAAUCGUAGAAAACAUUCCCUGUCUUAGGUCAGUUAGGAUCACUAUUUUAUUUUAAGAAUGUGAAAUGUCAGAAUAAUAGUAGAGAGAAUGAUUUAUUUAAAUUCUUCUUUCUUUCAUCACUUUCCCAGUGGGUCAGAUGUUUACAUACACUUUACUAGUAUUUGGUAGCUUUGGCUUGAAAUUUUUUAACUUGGGUCAAAUGUUUUGGGUAGCCUUCCACAAGCUUCUCACAAUGAGUUGCUGGAAUUUUGGCCCAUUCUUCCAGACAGAACUGGUGUAACUGAAUCAGGUUUGUAGGCCUCCUUGCUCGCACAUGCUUUUUCAGUUCUGUCCACAAAUUUUCUAUCGUAUCGAGGUCAGGGCUUUGUGAUGGCCACUCCAAUACCUUGACUUUGUUUUCCUUAAACUAUUUUGCCACAAAUUUUGAGGUAUACUUGGGUCAUUGGCCAUUUGGAAGACCCAUUUGCGACCGAGCUUUAACUUCCUGGCUGAUGUCUUGAGAUGUUACUUCAAUAUAUCCACAUAAUUUUCCUUCCCCGUGAUGCCAUCUAUUUUGUGAAGUGCACCAGUCCCUCCUGCAGCAAAGUACUCCACAACAUGAUGCUGCCACCCCCAUGCUUCACGGUUGGGAUGGUGAUCUUCGGCUUGCAAGCCUCACCCUUUUUCCUCCAAACAUAAUGAUGGUCAUUAUGGCUAAACAGUUAAAUUAGACCAGAUGACAUUUCUCGAAAAAGUAAGAUCUUUGUCCUCAUGUGCACUGUAGUCUGGCUUUUUUAUGGUGGUUUUGGAGCAUUGGCGUCAUCUUUGCUGAGCAGCCUUUCAGGUUAUGUCGAUAUAGGACUCGUUUUACUGUGGAUAUAGAUUCGUGUCAAACUGUUUCCUCCAGCAUCUUCACAAGGUCCUUUGCUGUUGUUCUGGGAUUGAUUUGCACUUUUUGCACCAAACUACAUUCAUCUCUAGGAGACAGAAUGCGUCUCCUUCCUGAGCGGUAUGAUGGCUGCAUGGUCCCAUGGUGUUUAUACUUGUCUACUAUUGAGCGUGAUGAACGUGGUACUUUCAGGCAUUUGGAAAUUGCUCCCAAGGAUGAACCAGAUUUGUGGAGGUCCACAAUUUUUUUCCUGAGGUCUUGGCUGAUUUAUUUUGAUUUUCCUAUGAUGUCAAGCAAAGAGGCACUAAGUUUGAAGGUAGGCCUUAAAAUACAUCCACAGGCACACCUCCAGUUCAGUACACCUCCUAUCAGAAGCUAAUUGGCUAAUUGUCUAAAGGCUUGACAUCAUUUUCUAGAAUUUUCCAAGCUGCUUAAAGGCACAGUUAACUUGGUGUAGGUACUGUACCCUUCUGACCCACUGGAAUUAUGAUAUAGUCAAUUAAAAGUGAAACAAUCUGUCUGUAAACAAUUGUUGGAAAAAUUACUUAUGUCAUGCACAAAGUAGAUGUCCUAAACGACUUGCCAAAACUAUAGUUUGGUAAUAUUAAAUCUGUGGAGUGGUUAAAAAAUGAAUUUUAAUGACUUCAACCUAAGCGUAUGUAAAUUUCUGACUUCAACUGUAUGUCGCUAUGAAAUCAGAGAACCUCCCCUCGAAAUCCGAAUAGAUGUGGUCACAGUAGACUCAUUUAAGGUGUAAACAGCAAUGUGUCUCGCCUGACCAAGUGAUCGGAUCACCCCAGGAAGCAUCUUAAUAGCAAGUGUAAACGGGGUCAUAAUCUCAAAAUCAUUAAGUGGAGAGAAAUGCUACAGAUUUUGUUUAACACUAUCUGAUUUGUGCCAAAAUGCAUAAAAUGCAUUGUUUCUUUAUUUUGAAAGAGGGAUUGGAUGAGGUAAGCUUACGGCCAGCAUUUAUAAGUGACGUUAGAAGUCAAUUUUACACAAGUUCAGUUUGCUCUUUAAUGUUUUCACCUUUACAGUUACUUUAAAAUGCACUACCAUUCUGCCAGACAAUAGGAUACUCUGUUUGUUCACUUGCUGCUCUUAUUUGAUGGAUUUUUUUAAGAAACUCCUCAAACACACUUAUUUUAGUUGCUUUGAGUCAAUGGCCAAAUCACUAAAAUGUCUUUUAAGCACCUGUUCUUGUGUGUGCAACAGUGAGUGCUGUUUUCCAUUGUUUUUGUGUCCUCUCUCAUGCAAUUUUGAAAUUUAUUUUGUAAAGCUUUCAGAGCACCUGUUUGUCUAAUGUGCAAGUCGCCACCUCAUUGCCACUUCCAGUUGUAAUUAUAUGCCCCUUACACAAGUACCUACACUAGUAAUGCUCCAGUUUUCAUUUGAUGUACUACAUUAAGAGAAUGAAUGAAAGGGAAAUCAUAAUGAAAUAAUAUAAUAAUAUAAUAUUUAUGUUUUUUAAAAAGCAAGAUUUGAAAUGACACUAACCAGGGAAACGUUGUCUUUAUAUAGGUCUUUACUGAAUGCAGAACACAACAAUGUUGAAGGGAUAGUAUAUCCAAAAAUGAUUUACUCAACCUUCAUGUUGUUCUAAACCUGUAUGACUUUCUUUCCUCCAUGGAACACAAAAGGAGAUGUUAGCCAGAAUCGUUAGCCUCAGAUACCAUUCACUUUCAUUGUAUCUUUUAUCCUUGUAUUGAAAGUGAAUGGUGACUGAGGGUAACAUUCUGCCUAACAUCUUUUGUGUUCCAUGGAAGAAAGUAAGUCAUAUGAGCUUAGAACAACAUGUGUGUGAGUAAACAGUAAAAUCAUUUUUAUUUCUGUUUGAACUAUCUCUUUAACUAUCUGUGACGUUUUCAUUGCUGUAUUGAUAUUGCCAUAGAUCUUAUUGUAGCAAUAGAUAACCAAUGCCUGUUCUAUAAGCUCAUCACAUCGAUAUGAAAGUGGAGAAUUUGAAAGCAAGUUCUCUAAUGCCUCUUACCUGGCAUUUUUACUCUCUUUCAUGGUACUUAUGGAUGUGCCAUAGGACUGACUGAUUCCUGCAUCUGUGUAUGUAUUGAAUAAGGAUGUCCAUCACUGCAACACUGUAUCUGAUUUGGGUAAAGAUAAACACUCCAUUGUGUAACAUCAUUCUCCACUCUGUUACUUCACUGAAUUAGCUAUACAGUGUGUCGUGUUAUUUAUUGCCAGUCAUAUUUUUUUUAAUUUGUUGAUAUCAAUGGGAUUUUUUAACUUGCAUUUUUAUUUUCUGUCCUGUUUUAUUUGCCCUUCUGUCUAUAAAUAUGAUUGUAAAAGACAUAAACCAGUUUCCAUACCAGUAUUUAACAAUGUUAUUGUUCUGUGUAGUGAAGCAUAUCAGUAAAAACAUCUGGAACAUACAAUUACAA